GUCACUUCCGCUUACAUUCGCAAGAAAAAAAACACAGCAAACGCAGAAUUUUAUUAUUUCGUAUAAAGAGCUGUUUCAAUUUAACAAUACUGUCCGUGUUCUCUAUCAGCAUUAAAGUGCAGAGACGCCCUGUGUAAAGCACGGCUGUAUUAAUAGCCUCAGUUAUGAAGGGGCCCAAUGAGACUGAGGUGAUAGAAGAGAAUUCAACACCUACUGACCCAAACAAUGAAGACAUUCCACCUUACCUGCGAGAAGAACCACCUGAGGACUUGGAGAAGGACCAUCCCAAGAAUGAAGCAGGCGUGGUCUGGAGAGUGACAGGUGGGCUCUUCAACUUCACCAAAGGAGCGGUGGGUGCCACUCUCGGAGGCGUGGCCUGGGUUGGCAGCAAGAGCUUUGAGCUGACCAAGUCUGCUGUGACGAGCGUUCCCGCAGCUGGAGUGGGAUUGGUUAAAGGAGGUGUCUCUGUGGUAACGGGAGGGGUUGGGGCAGUGGGGUCUGCCGUGGCCGGUAAAGUUACACCAAAGAAAAAGGACAAGUCGGAUUAGAAUGGCUGCUCACUCCCACCUUCUGUUUUAUUCAGUGUGUCUCUGCUUGUCUGGGUGGUGUGUUCUCACUUUCAAUGGUUUUGGAGAGGUGGCAGGUACAUAUAAACCAUUGGUGGGGGGACUUGCUGUUUUACAUUGAUCUCUGACCAACUAUAUCCUGCUUUAGUUAAAGGGACAAUUCAUCCAAAAGUGACAUUUCUGUCAUUAUUUACUCAGGCUCAUGUUGUUUCAAACUUGUAUCACUAUUUUUUUUCCAUGGAACACAAAUGCCCUGAACAUUCUGCGUAACAUCUCCUAUGUGUUUCACGGAAGAAAGUCAUACAAGUUUGGAACAGUAAAUUAUGACAGAAUAAUUUUUGUUUGACCAAUCCAUUUUAAUGUAAAGAACUGCAAAAUAGGUCUCACAUCAGUAUAAAACUUUGACAAACAUUAAAAUCUGUGACUUAGGUACAUGUGACAAUUUGGAUAUUACUCUGUUUGUUUGCUUAUUAGUUUAUAUAUGUUGUGUAUGUUGAUAAAUUGUGUCAGCUGAAUUGUAUUACUGAACUGUAUUGGUGUAGGGGAAGAGUAGUUUUAGGACAAAGAGGGAUCACAUGGUGAUAUCAAACAUACUGUUUAACAAUUCUCAUGAAACUAAAAUCAUCUCCACUUCCUGUUUACAUUUCACCUCCAUCACCAAAAGAAAUGCAGACAAAUUUUCUCUUACUUGAGACACACGUAAUACUUGGUUACUUUUACAUUUCUGCAAUAUUAUUUCAAAACGUCAUAUGAUGUAUGAACACUAUAAGUAAUAAUGAGAUAUCUGUAAUAAGUGUCAAUUCAAGCACAUUUUACAAGUUCCUAGAAAAUGUGAGUUGGAGCUUUUUCAAACCCAUCAUUGAAUAAAAAAGUGUGUAUUAUUAGAAUUCUUUAAUUAAUUGAAAUAUUGUGAAACUAUAUUGCCCUCAUGUUAUUAUGUGGGAUUGACACUACAUAAACUCAAAUAUUCUUUGAUUUGGGUUUGGCUAUGUAAAAUAAACUGUGUAUGGGUGACUAUGGAGUUUCAUUGUAGAGAUUUCAGUGCUACCACAAAAUGCUGGUCAAGUUAGCUAUGUUAUUUUCCUAGCAGAGGAUUGCACAUUAUCAUUUAUAUCACAGUUAUGGUAAGUAUACUGAGGUUUCUAAAUGGUUGAAGUUCACACUUUUUGAUUCUAUGACUUUAUAUUUUCUCCUUGACCGAAAUGCACCAUUAAUGUGAGCUUCCAUUGUAAACGCUCCAUUCUAAGACAAUGGUUUAAAAUAUGAAUCAUUCAAUCUGUAUCUAGGAAACAGGAGCCUGGAGUAUAAAUAAGAGUUUAAUUCUUCAGUCCAUCUAAAACAGCUUUUUUACUAAGUCUGCUUUGCUCUUUACCUGUGAAGCAUCUUUGGUAGCUCAUAUGAAAUGUCGCUUUGUUGGCCAUACAUGUGCCUGAAUGUCUUGGGAGUUGUUAGAGCUCACAGUGGGGCGUUAAGUGUUACAAAAUAACCACAGAUGUAUUUUCCGCCCCUAUUUUACAGCUGUUUACAUCAUAAAAACUAUCACAGUUGGAAAUGUGCUAAUUGUGUAUUUGUUCAGUUUUUUUCUGUUGCUUUUUUUUUCAUUGCUUAAAUGUUUGUCUUAUUUUAUUUAUGCAAAAACCUCAUGACAUAUUAUACCAUUGCAAUGCAUGCUUGAAGCUCUAGUUUUGUUCUGUGCAACAUGCUGUUUGACUUAAAUGUGACAAUGUAUUUCAUAUUUAUGCUUUUUCCUGUUAUAUACUCACUUUCUGGUAGGUAUCCAUGUCUUGAAGACACGGUUACUAUAAACUGGACUUUUAAGACCCAAUUAGUUUUUGUCUAUAAUAGAACUAUUUUUGCUAAAUUUAUGCUGUAUUCUACAAAUAAA
Xyrauchen texanus (razorback sucker) is the source of this 2451-nucleotide messenger RNA. RefSeq names its product Transmembrane protein 263-B-like. The record is from RefSeq and is a predicted model, not a curated record. Bases 165 to 548 code for a protein of 127 amino acids. The transcript is spliced from 3 exons. Lineage: Eukaryota; Metazoa; Chordata; Actinopteri; Cypriniformes; Catostomidae.